This is a messenger RNA of Toxoplasma gondii ME49, 1071 nucleotides long. Its product is annotated as DHHC zinc finger domain-containing protein. The transcript has 9 exons. Gene Ontology annotation, biological process: peptidyl-L-cysteine S-palmitoylation; protein targeting to membrane. Gene Ontology annotation, molecular function: protein-cysteine S-palmitoyltransferase activity. The coding region runs from base 1 to 1071 and encodes 356 amino acids. The record is from RefSeq and is a predicted model, not a curated record. Gene Ontology annotation, cellular component: endoplasmic reticulum; Golgi apparatus. Lineage: Eukaryota; Apicomplexa; Conoidasida; Eucoccidiorida; Sarcocystidae.
AUGCGGCUGAUAUUCAGUCCCUUGGGAAUCUUCUUGUGCCUCCUCGUGUGGGUGUGCGCGCUGGUGGCCAACACGGUCACCGUUCGUUUCAUUCUUUCCCCCCUCUUCACUCACCAGGAGCCAGUCGAGAGUCCACGCUCUGGCUGGCUCUGGGGAAUUUUCGGUCGCCAGUUUUCACGUGAGCCGUUGGCUCCUCGAGACAACGGUUACACGGUCCUGGGUAUCUUUCUUUUGAUCCUGCACGAGCUCUCGGUUGUCUUCGCGCUGACGGCGCAUUUGCUGGCAGUCUUCACUGACCCUGGCUCUACCAAACAUGCACCAAGUCAGGUACCUCCGAAUCUCCCGUUCCCCCCAGGACAGUGUUCCCCGUGUAAAGGUCGCUGGAAGCCACCACGGGCGCACCACUGCAAGGUUUGCAAAGAGUGCAUUUUCCGGAUGGAUCAUCAUUGUCCGUGGAUAAACAACUGCGUUGGAUUGAUGAACCAGAAGUACUUUAUCCUUUUUCUUAUCUACAUCAGCUGCGCGUGCACUAUCAGCAUCCUUAUAUUUGGUAUAGGGGCGUUCAAGUGGUUCCUGCUCUCGGGCCCAGAGAAAGAGGUUGUUGAGGCCAAAUUUGCAAGUCUUGCGCCCCCGUGGCUCUUAGUCACCUCUUUGGUACUGUGCCUCGCCGUACUCGUCUUCUUCCUGGCAAUGUCUCUGGACUUCCUGUCUGAGCAAUGGGAGGCCCUGGAGUCGAACACCACCCUGGUGGAGACUUACAAGAAUACCCAUGGCGCGCGGACAACUUUCUUCCAGCAUGUAGCUGAAGUGUUCGGUCCCACGUGGUGGCUUUGGUUAAUUCCGUGUCCGCCGUCAAUUUCACCUGACUGGGCAGAGCCCGUGUAUCUCGAGGAAGAUCCUGCCGGCAAGACCCCGUGGUUCUUCGAAAACGGAACCACUUUUUCAAUGACGGACUCCCAUCGGCGAGAGAGCAUCGAGCUCGUGUCCGCGGGAUUCUCACGGGAAAGGACUGACUUGCGGGAAAGAUUUCCGUCAGCUGUGAUGAGGCCAAAAUCCGUUGUCGGAACCUAG